AUGUCUGAUGAGAUCAUUUGGCAGGUUAUAAAUCAGCACUUUUGUGCCUACAAGCUGAAAACCGAUAAGGGCCAAAACUUCUGCAGAAAUGAAUACAACGUCACUGGACUUUGCUCCAGACAGGCGUGCCCGUUGGCAAACGCCAAGUACGCAACGGUGAAAAAUGUGGAUGGCAGAUUAUACCUCUACAUGAAAACCGCGGAAAGAGCACACACGCCGGCCAAGCUAUGGGAGAGAAUAAGGCUGUCGAAAAACUAUGCGAAAGCUUUAAAACAAGUGGACGACCACCUGCUGUAUUGGAAUAAGUUUUUAAUCCACAAAUGUAAACAAAGACUGACCCGCCUGACGCAAGUAGCGGUCACGGAAAGACGUAUGGAGCUCAGAGAAGAGGAAAGACACUACGUGGGAGUCGCUCCCAAAGUGAAGAGAAGAGAGGAGAACCGCGAACGUAAGGCGUUGGCAGCGGCCAAGAUCGAGAAAGCCAUCGAGAAGGAGCUGCUUGAGAGACUCAAGAGUGGUGCAUAUGGCGACAAACCUCUGAAUGUGGAUGAGAAAAUCUGGAAAAAGGUGUUGGGCCAUGUCGAAGACGACCAGGAAGAGGAAGAGGACGAAUACGAGGACGAGGAAGAGGAUAGUGACGCCGAGAUCGAAUAUGUGGAGGAUGACGGAGACGACGAGGAGCUGGUGGACGUGGAAGACCUUGAAAGAUGGCUUGAUGAUCCAAACGCGUCUCAAGACAGCGACGCCGAAGACUCAGAGGCGGACAGUAGCGACGAAUCUGACGACGACGAAGAGGGCAAGACUCAGAAACAGAAGAGACUCGCUGCUGCGCGUAAAAAGCGCCCUAGAGUCGAAAUUGAGUACGAAGAAGAAACUCAACCGGCUCAACGUGAAUUGGCACAGUAG
Molecule: messenger RNA, 906 nt
Organism: Lachancea nothofagi CBS 11611
Lineage: Eukaryota; Fungi; Ascomycota; Saccharomycetes; Saccharomycetales; Saccharomycetaceae
Source: the annotation of a GenBank genome assembly